UACUUAAGAUCUACUAACAAUAGUUCACUAACUAAUUAAGUAUGAGGUUUGGGUUACCGGUAGACUAUGAAGUAGUAAUUGAUAAUUCCACUAAUCAUAAUCAAUUCAAUAAUAAUAAUAAUAAUACUACUACUAAUAAUAAUAAUGCUAUAGUUAAAUAUGUAAAGACCCAACCUCAAACUUUAUUAGAUAUUGCUGAUAGUAUAAAAAUUAAACCAAGAGUUGAUAAUAAAUUUCGAGAUAUAAUAAAUUCAAUUAAUAAAUAUUCUGAACAAAGUAAAAAUCAAAAAUUAGAUGAAAUUAAAGGUAAAGCCAAUGAUUUUAAUCAAGCAGUAGAAAAUCAUAGUUUAAUUAUACGAGAUAUAAUUAAUGAAGUAGCAAAUGAAUUUAAUAAUAAAUUAAAUUUACAACAUAAUGAAGUUCAACAAAUAAUUAAUGAAGAGAAUGAAAGAAUAAGGCGAGCGCAAGAAUUAGAAAGGAAAAGACAAGAAGAAAAACAACGGAAACUUGAAGAAUUAAGACAAAAGAAAUUAGAAGAAGAAAGAAAACGAGUUGAAGAAGAAAGAAAAAGAAAGGAAGAAGAAGAUGCGAAGAAGAAAGCAUUAGAAGAAGAAGAGAAAAAAGCGGCUGCUAAACGAGCUGAAGAAGAAGCUCAAAGGAUAAAAGCAGCUAAAGAAGCUAAAGAAGAGCGCGAAAGACAAGAACGACAAAAGGCAAAACAAGCAGAAUCAUUAAGUAGUAUAAUUAAAAUUGAGAAAGAAUUUUUGAAGUAUAAGGAAGAUAUUGCUUUUAUAAAGAAAGAAAUUGUUAAUAAACUUGAUGAAAAUAAAGAUUUAAAGAAGAAUGUUAAUCAAGUUAAGAGGAAAAUUAAUCCAAAAUUUGGUCAAUUAUCAAAUUCUCGUACUCAACUUGAAAGGAUAAAGCAAGAAGUUAUUGGAUUUAUUAAGAUGACAGAACUGAUACCUUUAGCUCAUAAAUGGAUUUUAAAUUUUAUUGCAAAAGCAAUUGUUGAUCAAGCUGAAACUGAAGUUAUUGUAAAACCAACAGCAGCUUUACCAUUAGCUCAUCUUGCUAGAAGUUUAUUACAAGAAUUUCCUGAAUUUGAAUUUUAUUUAAAUGCAAGAUUUAUAAAGAAAUGUCCUUAUAUUAUUGGUUAUGCAUGUCUGAUUGAUUCAGAACAAGGUAGAAUAAGAAUGGGUUGGAAAAGAAAAGAUGGUAAAUGGGAAGAUGAAGUUAAAUAUGAUGAAAGAGUAUCAGGUAUAUGUACAGUAUGGGCAACAAUGACGAGAUUAGAAGGUUAUACUUCAUUUCCAUUAUAUUCAUUUGAAGCUUCUUGGAUAUAUUUAGCUCGAAGUUUAAAUUUAAAGAAAGAAUUAAUUACCAAUACACAAUAUUCAAUUGCUGGUAAUUGGUGGGAAGCUUCAGCAAGACAAUUUUUACCAAAAUUUGGAAGACAAGGUAUUAAGAUUAUGGAAUUAUUAGUAAAAGAUUGGCCAUUAAGUGUAUCUGAACGGAAAUAUCCUGCUGCUGCAAGAUUAUUAAUCUUUGGAGAGGAUUGGUUAGUUAAUAAUAGAAUAGAGGCUCUUAAAGAAAUGGAACCCUAGAGAUUUUCAUACAUAUUUUCUUAUAAUUGCAUUAACUAA
Messenger RNA from Scheffersomyces amazonensis, 1643 nucleotides. RefSeq names its product nucleoporin (gene GLE1). Gene Ontology annotation, molecular function: inositol hexakisphosphate binding; phospholipid binding; translation initiation factor binding. Gene Ontology annotation, cellular component: nuclear pore; cytoplasm; nuclear pore cytoplasmic filaments. The transcript has a single exon. NCBI's taxonomy places the organism in Eukaryota, Fungi, Ascomycota, Pichiomycetes, Serinales, Debaryomycetaceae. The record is from RefSeq and is a predicted model, not a curated record. Gene Ontology annotation, biological process: poly(A)+ mRNA export from nucleus. The coding region runs from base 42 to 1604 and encodes 520 amino acids.